Galleria mellonella (greater wax moth) is the source of this 1492-nucleotide messenger RNA. Its product is annotated as retinol dehydrogenase 11-like. Lineage: Eukaryota; Metazoa; Arthropoda; Insecta; Lepidoptera; Pyralidae. Bases 294 to 1355 code for a protein of 353 amino acids. The record is from RefSeq and is a predicted model, not a curated record. The transcript is spliced from 2 exons.
UAGUGGGAUCGCACGGUCAGUACAGAUAAGUCGAAUUCAUACGCACUAAUGGUAACACUAGCACUAUUGCCUCGUGUAUAGUGUAGCGUCGUAACGUAAACAAACAAAUAAUAUGUACUGUAAGUAACUACACCAUUUUACCUGCACGAGUGAUGUUCGAUACAUUCGGACUGGAGAACUAACGGUAAAUGAAUACAAACAACGGCCGGUGAAAGCGUAGAGGAUUUUCAACACAGUGAAAGCCAGUAGUACGGUACACCUGCGCCGCGUCGCCGGACAACAUAACCUCAAAAAUGUCGUUCGCCAUAGCGUCUCUGGUGGUUCUGACGACAGGAGCAGCCGUUUAUUGGUACAUGAACAGACAUAAACCAAUAAAAUAUAUAUUGAGUGAACUGAAGUACACGUUGGACAUGCAAGGGGCUGGCGUCGGCGGUUUAAUCGACGAUUGGGUGAAUGUAAGAAGAAAUAAAAUAGUGUUGCCAGAUGCAGAGAGAAAAGUUGCCGUAGUGACGGGCGGAGCUCGCGGCAUUGGCACUGAAGUGAUAAGAGGAUUGCUCAAAGCAAACAUGACCGUUGUUAUGGGAAUAAGGAAGCCCGAAUUGUCCAAAAAACUAUCUGAAACUAUGGAUAACGGGGAAAAUUUACACGCGUUUCACCUUGAUUUACAAUCUUUGAAAUCUGUCAAACAAUUCGCUGACAAUGUUUUGAAGAAAUUUAAUGAAGUGCACAUUCUAGUCAACAAUGCAGGAAUUAUGUUUGGUGAUUAUAGUGUAACAGAAGAUGGCAUUGAAACCCAAUUGUCAGUUAAUCAUAUUGGUCAUUUUUAUUUGACACAUUUAUUGUUGCCAGCAUUGAAAAGCGCAGGUAAAGUUGGGGAGUCUGCGAGAGUUGUGAAUGUAACAUCAUGUGCGCAUUAUCCAGGAAAAAUAUAUUUUGAUGAUAUUAAUAUGAAAGAACAUUAUGACACCACCGCAGCAUAUGCCCAAUCAAAAUUAGCACAGUUGAUGACUGCAAGAUAUAUAAACAAACUGUUAGAACAAGAAGGCUGCCCGGUCAAGUGCUAUGCUGUUCAUCCAGGAAUAGUCAACACCGAUUUAUUUGAGAAGACACUCUUUAAAAAAGCUUUCCCUUGGGCUAUGAGAAUAUUUUUUAAAUCGCCAGAACGGGGAGCUAUAUCUAUACUUCACGCUUGUUUCAAUAAAGACUUAGAGAACAAAGGUGGUCUAUAUAUAAGCAAUUGUAUAGAAGGAAUUAGUAAUAGUUUUUCAAAAAAUACUGAACACCAAAAAAAAUUGUUUGAAAUAUCAUGUGAAUUGAUUGGUAUUGACAUGAACAUGUAUGGAAAGAGUGUAUGAUAAAGUCAUUAUUUUAAUCUAGAUAAUAAUAGAGGCAAAUAAUAUUUAUAAUAGUUUUAAUUACUGUAACUAGCAAAAAAUUUAUAUAAAAUUGUGUAAAAUGGAAUAUUUAAAAUAAAUAUAUUAAUUGAAUAGUU